Molecule: messenger RNA, 3186 nt
Organism: Ambispora gerdemannii
Lineage: Eukaryota; Fungi; Glomeromycota; Glomeromycetes; Archaeosporales; Ambisporaceae
Source: the annotation of a GenBank genome assembly
AUGGAGGAGUUUGCCGCGUUCCAGAAUCUGCUUUAUAUAGUCGACGAGACAUUUGAAAACAUCGCUUCAGAGUUCAAAACUCUUGUUCCUGAGCACAAAAGGUUUGGGGCCGCUUGCGCGUUGAUGACCUCGUUGGAAAGUGGCGACUUGCAGGCAAAAGCACGCGUCGUAGCUCUUUACAUUUUGUACAAUUUGUACAAUGUCGUCCCCAUCCAUCAAAAUCCGUUCCUCUUGUUAUUUCUCAAUAUCUACAAAACCCUUUCUUCGAAUUAUUCUUAUUUGAAAACCAAUCACGAACUUCUUGUUGAAUUUCGUGUUGGGAAGUUGAUUUUGACUGAUAAUGGUGCAAAGUUGGGCAAGAAGACGGCAUUGGAUGUUUUUAGUCAAUUCUCUGUAGCAGAAAAUUCAAUGUUUCUUGGCGGUCAAGAAGUUAAUAUCGCUAAACUCGAAUACUAUAUUGAAACCGAAUUAGAUGUACGACUACCAAGCAAGGAUGACCAGAUAAAACAAGAUAUCUCUGAACCUUUAUCAUGGGUCGCUCUUGAUGACAUUAAAAGUGAAGAAGGAGCGGUUCUAUCAGCUCCUCCAGUUAUGCCUAUAAUGCAUCACGAGCUUCAAUGGCUCAAUCCACAUGGAUUUGUUCCCGAGAUAGAAUGGGACUAUAAUAUACUAGCAGAUUUUUCUGAUAGAGAUGAAGUUCGAUUCUUGAUGACAAAAGCUAUACAUAAAGCUUUGACUAUUCCUGAAGAGCAGUAUAUGCUAAAUCAAUUCGAAAAAGAUUCUAAAUUGGUAUUCCAUUGUAAUCUCUCACCCGAAAUGUUACCCGAUCUAAUUGAAAACAAUCCUAGAAUAGCAAUUGAAGCUCUACUGCAACUAUUGUCGUCUCAUCGAAUUGGACAAUAUUUACAAGUACUCGUUUCCUCUGUCAACGUGUCUCGCGACUCUACUACAACCGACGUUGUAACAAGAUUGAGAUCUUCGAUGGAGGUUGUCAAUCGGCUAGCAACGGCCUGGCAACUGCCCCCAGAGUUUUUGCAUAAAUACAUUUCUAAUUGUAUUCGUGCGUGUGACGAGAACGAAAAUCAAAAUAUUCAAUAUCGGCAAGUUCGUUUGGUUUGUCUUUUCCUUCAAUCACUAAUCAACAACAACAUAAUUGACAUAAACGAGUAUUUCAUAGAGAUACAAGCGUUCUGUGUUCAGUAUUCACGAAUACGGGAAGCCGCUACGCUGUUUCGUUUUUUAGCUGCAUUUGAGAGACCACCUGUUGUCGAGGAUAUGGAUUGGAAUAGUAGCAACAAUAAUAAUAGCAGUAUUGAAAUGACUUCGAAAGCGCCGUUUUACGGGUUAAGUUUUAACGAGUACGACCCGAAUGGCGAUGCUAUUUUUGCUAUUGUUGGUGGGUUGAAGGUUAUAAUUAUUAAACUGAGCCAAAAUGUAUCGUCUACAAGUUCUCCUGGAGAUGGUGUUAACAUAUUGCAAGUAUACGAGGAUGAAAAUAAUUCCGUGUUUUUGUUGAAACCUGGCUAUGUUGUCAUUAUGGCCAUUAUAUCCGGUCACACUGCGGUGGCCGGUGCUACCGGUCUAAUAAAAGUGAUCGAUACUAUCAAGAAAUCUCUGGUGAAAGUUCUUGCAGGACAUGGAGAUGAAAUUAAUGAAUUGAAAUUUCACCCAUUAUCACCCUAUCUUUUACUUUCAGCCAGUAAAGAUUUUUCGAUACGAUUAUGGAAUAUAAGAACUGAACGUGUGAUUGCCGUGUUUGGAGGUGAAUGUGGACAUCGUGAGCCUGUAUUAAGUAUUGAUUUUCACCUAUCAGGCGACUACUUUGCCUCCGCCGCAAUGGACCAUUCCGCAAAAAUAUGGUCACUAUGCACUCCACUUCUAAAAAAUGCGAUCCAAGCAUCAUUCACGUCCCAGACGCAACCGUCGGCCUCAACAAUGACAUCACUGCCGGUACGAUGUCAAAAGCGGCUUCAUCACAUCCAAACAUGCUUUUGCGCGGGUCCUAAUAAACCUGCUCGGUUGCCCAUCUUUGUCCAUUUUCCAUUAUUUUCGACUAUUGAUUUGCACAACAAUUACGUCGACUGUAUACGAUGGUAUGGCGAUAUGUUGAUGUCGAGGUGUGCAACCGAGACGCGAAUUAUUAUGUGGAAAGCUUGCGAUGUUAAUUUGUCUCCUGCGAUUGGAUAUCGUAAUGACGAUGGUAGUAGUAGUGUUGUUGAAAAUGUUGAUGAUGAUGACAUUCGAGCAGCGUGGUUAGGAAAAACUCCUGUUGCCGGAGGUCCAGCAAUUGAAAGCAAAAGACCCACCAAAUUCGACAUCAUCUGUGAAUUUCCAUUCCAAAAUUGCGAUAUUUGGUUUAUCAGAUGCGGAAUAUCCUCGGAUCAUAAAUUUCUGGCGAUGGGUAAUCAAAUAGGUAGAAUUUACAUGUACGAUUUGCAGAAAGCCAUCCCAUUCUAUAUCGAACAGUACAUAAAAGACAAGAAAAAGAUUGCGUACGGCGGAAACGUAAGAUCCCAAAACACCACGAAAUCAAAUAUCGUCACAAGAAGUAACAGUAAGAAUGCAACAACCGCGGGUGGGAGCGGCGGUGGUGUUUUGAAAAAGACACCCACAUCCUCAACUCCUAAUACCAGAUUAUCCAAAUCAAAGAGAGACCGAAGACAAGUCAAUGACGAUGAGGAGGAAGAAGGAGAGGGCGAAAAGCAAGAAGAAACAAUCGUUAAUUUGCCUGUUGAUCCAAUUGGUCAUAAUAAUAAUCAUGAUGGUAUCCCGAAAUCAGCCACCCAAAAAACCAACAACAAGUUUGAGAUUCUUUCACCAUCUUCAAAAGUAAAAAGCCAAACGAAUAAAAAUGACAAAGGAACAUCAUCCAAUACGGCUUCCUCGAAUAAACGAACAGAUCACGGUAAUCAACAUAACCUCGGGCCCAGUAAACGAUUAAAAAAACUAGAACUAAUCAACCAAAAUGAUCACAUGAUAAUGCGUAUGCUGGAGGUGAACCAAAGCAAUAAUGCUAUUCGACAGGUGGCAUUUUCCGCGGAUAAUGUGUGGUUGGUUGCAAUAUCUGACGAUGCAAAGAUUUGGUGCUGGGCUCGAAAUAACACCGAGCCUUUGGUUAAUGGAUCUUCUGUUGGUGGUGGCGGUGAACCUGAGGCAGAAGAAAAGGCAACUAUGAAGAUAGAUUAA